This is a messenger RNA of Rhipicephalus sanguineus (brown dog tick), 2626 nucleotides long. RefSeq names its product glycerol kinase. Gene Ontology annotation, biological process: glycerol metabolic process; triglyceride metabolic process; glycerol-3-phosphate biosynthetic process. Gene Ontology annotation, molecular function: glycerol kinase activity. The record is from RefSeq and is a predicted model, not a curated record. The transcript has 17 exons. Gene Ontology annotation, cellular component: mitochondrion. Lineage: Eukaryota; Metazoa; Arthropoda; Arachnida; Ixodida; Ixodidae. The coding region runs from base 159 to 1931 and encodes 590 amino acids.
UGCCCAUGCGGCAGCGUGCGUUCGCUGCCGGUGAGCGGCUUGUACCCGUUGCAGUGGUAGAUGUAAAAGCAUGCUGUAAGCUGUUUCUUAGGCGUUGUAGGUGUGUCGCUCCAGCUGGAAAUGCCCCAUCGUCCCACGUACUGCCAUGAUAGUCUUCUAUGCGUAUUGAACUCCUAUUGAGAGCCAGACCGCCAUACUUAAACGGUCGAUUUGGCGUGCUUCCGAUGGCAUCGAAGACAAACAUUGUGCGCGGCAAGCAUGGGCCGCUUGUUGGGGCCAUCGAUCAAGGAACAAGCAGCACUAGAUUUCUGGUUUUCGCGAGCAAGACAUCCGAAUUGAUUGCCUUCCAUCAAACGGAAAUACAGCAGGUUUUUCCAAGCGAUGGAUGGGUGGAAGAGGACCCGUAUGAAAUCGUCGCGUCUGUCCAUGAGUGUAUAGAAAAAACUGUCGAUAAACUGAAGGCGCUCGAGAUUGACCAUCGUGAUAUCAUAGCCCUUGGAGUUGCCAACCAAAGGGAGACAACAAUUCUUUGGGACAAGAACACUGGAAAGCCUCUGUACAAUGCGAUCGUUUGGUUGGAUAACAGAACAACGGGAACUGUUGAAAGCCUGCUGUCGAAAACCCCUGGCCACGAUAAAAACUAUCUGAAGAGAAAAUGUGGGCUGCCUUUGAGCACCUACUUCAGUGCGGUUAAGCUAAAGUGGCUCAUGGACAAUGUUCCUGAAAUAAAAGAGGCAAUGGAUCAAGGGCGCUGCAUGUUUGGCACAGUUGACUCAUGGCUUAUCUAUAACUUCACAGGAGGGACCAAGGGGGGUGUUCACAUCACUGACGUCACAAACGCAAGUCGAACAAUGCUUAUGGACAUCGAAACAUUGAAGUGGGAUAACUUCCUGUGCAAGUUCUUUGGGGUGCCAAUGUCGAUACUUCCGAAGAUUUGUAGCUCUUCAGAAAUCUAUGGGAGAAUGUGUGAAGGUCCACUUCUUGGUGUUCCCAUUUCAGGGUGCCUCGGAGACCAAAGUGCAGCGCUUGUGGGUCAACUGUGUUUCGACAUCGGUGAAGCCAAGUGCACGUAUGGCACUGGAUGCUUCCUAUUAUGCAACACUGGCCUGGAGACUGGCUUGCAGAUUGUACAGUCCUCUCAUGGUCUGCUUACGACUGUUGCCUACAAGCUGGGACCAAAACGUCCUGUCCAAUACGCUGUGGAGGGGUCUGUUGCUAUUGCCGGGGCUGCUGUUCGGUGGCUGAGGGACAACAUGGGCCUCCUCAACAGCAGCAGUGACAUCGAGAAAGUGGCCCGUACAGUAGGCAGCACACACGGUGUCUACUUUGUCCCGGCCUUCUCGGGCCUGUACGCACCUUACUGGGAGCCAGAUGCGCGGGGCAUAAUAUGCGGCCUCACGCAGUUCACGACUCGAGCACACAUUGCCAGGGCUACCCUGGAAGCUGUCUGCUUUCAGGUGCGGGAUAUUUUGGAUUCAAUGGAUCGAGACUCAGGGACCCGACUGAAACAACUUUUAGUCGACGGUGGCAUGGCAGUCAACGACUUGCUCAUGCAGCUACAAGCCGACUUGCUUGGUAUUCCUGUUGUGCGACCCCAAAUGGCAGAAACAACCGCACUGGGUGCAGCCAUUGCAGCUGGGGCAGCCGAUGGCAUCGAUGUGUGGAGCCUGGACAGCCGCAACUUCCCCAAGGUUACGACUGAUGUUUUCGAACCGUCGAUACUUCCUGCAGAGCGUGAACAUCGUUUUGCGAAAUGGAAAGACGCUGUUUCUCGUUCGAAGCACUGGCAAGAAGUAAAUCCUGACGAAGCCAAAAAGAAGCAGCAAGGGAAAAGCUGGUGGCUGAUGUCAUCCAUUCCAGCAGGGAUCUUUGUAACAUCGUCCUUUGCAACACUUUUGUUAGCAAAAGCCUGUGCGAAACUUCCAAACUGACUUGACGCCUUGGCUUAGGAGAGUUCCUUACCUUGUUGACUAGCGGAAGCACUUUUGCAUUUGUGCAACUGGGACUAUGUAUUUUUUACAUAGGUAGCAUGACUUCCAUUCCCAGUGGUGAUGAUGUACAAACAUUUGUCUCGUGUCUAGGAGAAGUAGUUGUUUUAGAUGAACUGCUGCUUGCAUUUUUUUUGUCUCAUUUUUUUUUUUUACUUUACUGUGCAGCCUUCAUCUACUGCAUGUAGAAUGAGAUUGGGCAUGUUAUGUGAGUGAGUAGUCUCAAAAACUUUUUAAAGGGCAUGCUUGAUUUCACCUUUCUUUCUGCCUUCUUCUGUUAUGCUGCUGUUCUGUUUGCUUCUGUGUGUGCACCCCACGUCCCUAAAACCUACAUUGUGUAGCUGUCUUAGGAAGCCUCAAGUGACCUUCUAAGCUGUGAUACGACAGUUACAUAUGGUAUUUACAGUGCUGCUCAUCUUAAGCACAUUGUUUGUUUUUUUCCUUGAAUUUAAGUAAAGGUGUGCUUGGUAAAGUAGGGAAUAGGAGGACCAGGAUCUAAUAGGAGCAUGUGAUUUUUUUUUCCCUUUUUGAUAAUCCACUUUGGCAUUAGUGCUUUGGUUGGCUGUUGUUGCUGUUUUGAGAUUGUUUAUUCCCCUCUUUACCUGCAGCCUUUCACAAAGCAUACCACAAAUAAACAC